Messenger RNA from Somion occarium, 2236 nucleotides. The record is from the annotation of a GenBank genome assembly. Lineage: Eukaryota; Fungi; Basidiomycota; Agaricomycetes; Polyporales; Cerrenaceae.
GCAGCUCCCUGCUCAUGCCCUGCUAGUCUCUGCCCUUCCUUGGGCCAUCCUUCCGUGCUGAAUUGUUAAAUAUUUUCUUGUCAAAUGCCUUCGAUACGUGUAAAGAGGAGCUAUGCCACCAUUCACGACACCCUAAGCGAUCAGGAAUUGCUAGAUCCAACUCGUCCGUCUCUCCCAGGACGGGCACGUUCUUGGACCAAUAUAUUUGGUGGAAACUCUUCCGCUGUUCUUUCUAGUCCUCGGCCGUCAGCCCAACCACACACCAGACCGAGGUCCCAUACUGUCAGCGGCGUACCUCCAAGCCAGGAUGCGGCGGGUAAUAGCAGUCUUAGGGUUCCGUCUAGGGUGCGGAUGCAUAUCCUCAACCCAAGUCGGAUGUCGGCUACCCCUCUUCAAGAACACACAGAACCCAGUUCGUUUAUUCGACAAGUUCGACGCAGCCUCUCCUCGUCCCACCACAGUGACCGGUCGGACAUGAUCUCUCUAGAGGGAUAUAAUGAGGAUGUCCUGAUACCCGAGGACCCUGGUCAUGAGCCAGGACGUAUAGGGCGUGCUCUCAGUAUCUCCUCUAGUCAGCAGGAUGAUCCAUUCGAGGAGCAUCAUCACGAUGAUAUCGUAGAGCAUUUGGAUGUGAUAGAUCCUCAGAUUGCGACGGUCUCUACACUUACAAAUGCUGCCAAUUCCAUCGUCUUCCCUCCCUUAUCAUUCUACUCCCGCAAGCCCGUCGUGGUUCUUCCCGAGACACCGCGGCUUCCUGCUACUGGGGCUGAUGCUGAGAAAGGAGUUCAACCAAGUCAAGAUAAUCUUGACCGGCAUGUGAAGGACGUCCUCACUAAACGGGAUAAGUUCAGGCGGGUGAUGCGGGGAGUAUGGUCAUAUAUGAAGACUCCUAUGGGGAUUGUCGUUUCAAUUUAUGGCUUCCUCGUUGUCUUCUGGGGUUGCGGCAUUGUCUUCUUCUUGGCUAGGUUCAUCAACUUUCACAACUCAAACACACAAGGUUUUUGGGUGGAAGUUUGCCAGCAAGUCGAGACAGGUCUGUUCUCGAUUCCUAGUAUCGGUCUCAUACCUUUCCGCACGCUGGACACCUGGAGGAUAUGUUGGAUAUGGCACUAUAAACGGAAAACACGGAAGCUACGCAAGGAGGCAGGGCUGCCUGAACUUUACGACCCCGAUGAUUUACCCGACCCUGUCUAUGAUGAAAACUACGUUCAUGUAUUAACUGAUGAAGAACAAGCCGACCUACAUUAUCAGCAACAUAAGUUUGCUCAAUCACAAACGUGGUAUCGACCACAUGGAACACAAACACAUCGCGCUUUCCCUAUAUAUACCGCACUACUAAUAUGCGGUUUGAACGACCUUAACUCGAUAUUCCAAGCAAGUGUCUCUUCCUUCGAUAGCUCGAAUUCGUCUGACAUCAUCCUUCGCCAGAUUCUCCUCAGUGGUACCAUGUGGGGCUUAAAUCGGUUCCGACGACCGGCUUGGACGACGGCCACAACUCUACCAGCUGCGUUUGUCGCAGGUAUUGCUGCAGGCUUCUACAUCUACUGGGGAGGACGAAAAACCAAGCGGCACGAGCAAGUUGAGGAACGCCUCCGAUCGGCUCUGGAGAUGGAUGACCCUCCACCCAAUCCGGCGAUCACAUUUACGCCUGCAGUAGGCGACAGUGAAACGCAGCCUGUGCAUGAGUCGGGCGAUGCACAACAACAACAGUCUCCAACUUCAACGACAGAUUCGACACCAACGAUAUUGGCACCAGAAGUUCAUUCUGUGGAUUUCACCGGUCGUGACGAUCCUGAAACCUUGUUACAACAGCAGGAUCGGGUCGAUAGCUCCACGUCGAUCGUGGUGCCGAUAGCGGAUUGGAUGACGGUUCCCUCUGCUAAAGACCUGUUUGGCUCCGAUGUCGCAGUUCAAGGUCACGAGCGAUAGCAUUGUAGACUUCCGCAUGGUGUGUGUUUCAGAUUUAGGGGGUUUCAUUGACAUUAGAUCCUUUCAUUCCCAUUUAUAUACAAUUUCGUGUAUUGGCAUCCUGCAUUAUAUAGCUGAAUGUACUGUUAGUUUUUUUUUGUAUUCUGCUGUAUUCCCCUUUACCCAUUUUUGUUACUCAUCUAAUACUUUCUCACAUGUAUUCACGGGCUUUGUACGAACAUACUAUAAUGUACACGCACUCUUCACUAUCCAUACCCUACUGUCUGCAGCUACAUAGAAGCUUUAUAAUUAAACUCUUGGAGAUCUU